This is a messenger RNA of Piliocolobus tephrosceles (Ugandan red Colobus), 2010 nucleotides long. RefSeq names its product zinc finger protein 429. The record is from RefSeq and is a predicted model, not a curated record. The transcript is spliced from 4 exons. The annotation marks the transcript as partial. NCBI's taxonomy places the organism in Eukaryota, Metazoa, Chordata, Mammalia, Primates, Cercopithecidae. Gene Ontology annotation, biological process: regulation of DNA-templated transcription.
CCAGGACCCCCUGGCAGCCUAGAAAUGGGACCAUUGACAUUUACAGAUGUGGCCAUAGAAUUCUCUCUAGAGGAGUGGCAGUGCCUGGACACAGCACAACAGAACUUAUAUAGAAAUGUGAUGUUAGAGAACUACAGAAACCUGGUCUUCCUGGGUAUUGCUGUCUCUAAGCCAGAUCUAAUCACCUGUCUAGAGAAAGAAAAAGAACCCUGGAAUAUGAAGCGACAUGAAAUGGUGGAUGAACCCCCAGUUAUAUGUUCUCAUUUUGCUGAAGACUUUUGGCCAGAGCAAGACAUAAAAGAUUCUUUCAAAAAAAUGACACUGAGGAGAUAUGAUAAAUGUGGACCUGAGAACUUACAAUUAAGAAAAGGCUAUAAAACUGUAGGUGAUUAUAAACUAUACAAAGGAGGUUAUAAUGGACUUAACCAAUGUUUGACACCUACCCAGAGCAAAAUGUAUCACUGUGAUAUAUAUGUAAAAGUAUUUUAUGCAUUUUCAAAUUCAGAUAGAUAUAAGACAAGACUUACUGGAAAGAAACCUUUCCAGUGUAAAAAAUGUGACAAAUCAUUUUGCAUGCUUUCACAACUAACUCAACAUAAGAUAAUUCACAUUAGAGAGAAUACCUACAGAUGUAAAGAAUUUGGCAAUGCCUUUAAUCAGUCCUCAACCCUUACUAACCAUAAGAGAAUUUAUGUUGGUGAGAAACACUACAAAUGUGAAGAAUGUGGCAAAGCAUUUAACCACUACUCAACCCUUACCAACCAUAAGAGAGUUCAUACUGGAGAGAAACCAUACAAAUGUAAAGAAUGUGGCAAAGCCUUUAGCAGGUACUCAACCCUUACUACCCAUAAGAGAAUUCAUUCCGGAGAGAAGCCCUACAAAUGUGAUGAAUGUGGCAAAACCUUUAGCAUAUCCUCAACCUUUACUAAACAUAAGAUAAUUCAUACUGAAGAGAAACCCUACAAAUGUAAAGAAUGUGGCAAAGCCUUUAACCGGUCCUCAACCCUUACUAGCCAUAAGAGAAUACAUACUGGUGAGAAACCCUACAAAUGUGAAGAAUGUGGCAAAGCCUUUAACUGGUCUUCAACUCUUACUAAACAUAAGGUAAUUCAUACUGGAGAGAAGCCCUACAAAUGUGAAGAAUGUGGCAAAGCUUUUAACCAGUCCUCAAGACUUACUCGACAUAAAAAAAUUCAUACUGGAGAGAAACCCUACAAAUUUGAAGAAUGUGGCAGAGUUUUUACCUGUUCCUUAACACUUACUCAAGAUAAGAAAAUUCAUACUGGAGAGAAACUCUACAACUGUGAAGAAUGUGGCAAAGUUUUUACCUGUUCCUCUACACUUACUAGACAUAAGAGAAUUCAUACUGAAGAGAAACCCUAUAAGUGUAAUGAAUGUGGCAAAGCUUUUAACCGGUCCUCACACCUUACUAGCCAUAGGAGAAUUCAUACUGGAGAGAAACCCUACAGAUGUGAAGAAUGUGGCAAAGCCUUUAAGCAGUCCUCAAACCUUAACAGUCAUAAAAAAAUUCAUACUGGAGAGAAACCCUACAAAUGUGAAGAAUGUGGCAAAGCUUUUAUCCUGUCCUCAAGACUUAAUCAACAUAAGAAAAUUCAUACUGGAGAGAAACCUUACAAAUGUGAAGAAUGUGGCAAAGCUUUUAACCGGUCCUCAAGACUUACUCAACAUAAGAAAAUUCAUACUGGAGAGAAACCCUACAAAUGUCAACAAUGUGACAAAGCUUUUACCCACUCCUCAAACCUUAGUAGUCAUAAGAAAAUUCAUACUGGAGAGAAACCCUACAAAUGUGAAGAAUGUGGCAAAUCUUUUAAUCGAUCCUCAAGACUUACUCAACAUAAGAAAAUUCAUACUAGAGAGAAACCUUACAAAUGUGAAGAAUGUGCCAAAGCUUUUACCCGGUCUUCAAGACUUACCCAACAUAAGAAAAUUCAUAGGCCGGGCGCGGUGGCUCACGCCUGUAAUCCCAGCACUUUGGGAGGCCGAGGCGGG